Molecule: messenger RNA, 8215 nt
Organism: Centrocercus urophasianus (Greater sage-grouse)
Lineage: Eukaryota; Metazoa; Chordata; Aves; Galliformes; Phasianidae
Gene: CAMKK1
Product: calcium/calmodulin dependent protein kinase kinase 1
Exons: 18
Coding region: 348-2081 (577 amino acids)
Biological process (GO): activation of protein kinase activity; protein phosphorylation; CAMKK-AMPK signaling cascade
Molecular function (GO): protein kinase activity; ATP binding
Source: RefSeq, a predicted model, not a curated record
CCGGGGAGUUUGUCCGGGCGCUGCAAACGGCGGCACGUUGGAGCGGAGCGGCGCGCGGCCGAGGGCAGGUACAGAUGAGAGAACAGCAGAAGGGUCCCUGCUUGAUUGUUGUGCCACCCUGCAGCUGCCAGCUUGCAACCAGAGAAGGAUACCUGAGUAGCUGGAGCUGUGUAAUUCAUCUCCCAGCGAUACCCUGACCUGUACUGCAGGAAGAUCUCCUGGGACCUGUGUAGCUGACAGAGGCAGAGCUUUUGAGGAGACGUUCAGUCAUGCCACACUCUCUCUGUGAGUGCUAGCAUUCCAGCUCUCUGCAGUCCCAUCUGAGACUCUGUGGGCAGCACGCAGUGAUGGAGGACUCUCCAACAGAUGUUGUGGCUGAAGACAGUGACACAGGCUUCCAAGACACAGAGGCUGAACUGGCAGAGCGGGUGGCGGCCAUAGAUGUGUCUGUUCACCCAGACAGAAGUGACCAAAAUGGGGAAGACAUCACUGAAGAAAAUGACACCGUCUUUUCUGAUAUCGUAAAAGACAUCCAAAGAAAUGGAGUCAGCAGUGACGUGGAAACGAAUGAAUUCCUGCUCUCCCAACAACCAGACGAUGCUCACUGUGGGCAUGCUUCCAAGAGACCUCUUGCUAGACCUGUGCUAUCAAGUAGGAAGUUGUCUCUUCAGGAAAGAUCAUCAGGAAGUCAUUUGGCAUCGAGCAACGCUCCGGGUUUUGGUCAUUAUGCCACAGGGCCAUCACCACGUAUAAUGCGGAGGCCAACGAUAGAGUCCAAUCGAGUCUCCAUCUCGGAUGCUGAGGACUGUGUGCAAUUAAACCAGUACAAGCUGCAGAGUGAAAUAGGCAAGGGUUCCUAUGGUGUUGUGAAGCUGGCCUACAACAAGGAUGAUGACAAGUAUUAUGCUAUGAAAGUCCUCUCCAAAAAGAAGCUCCUGAAGCAGUAUGGAUUUCCACGUCGACCUCCUCCUAGAGGGUCAAAAACAUCCACUGGUGAGCAGUCCAAAACAAUGGCACCACUGGACAGAGUCUAUCAGGAAAUAGCCAUAUUAAAGAAACUGGACCAUGUCAAUGUUGUUAAACUGAUAGAGGUCCUUGAUGAUCCUGCAGAAGACAACUUAUACAUGGUGUUUGACCUCCUGAGGAAAGGGGCUGUCAUGGAGGUACCAAGCGAUGAGCCAUUCAGCGAGGAUCAGGCCCGGCUCUACUUCCGAGACAUUGUUUUGGGCAUUGAGUACUUGCACUACCAGAAGAUCAUUCACCGGGAUAUCAAGCCUUCCAAUUUGCUCUUAGGAGAUGAUGGACAUGUUAAAAUUGCUGAUUUUGGAGUCAGUAAUCAAUUUGAAGGGAACGAUGCCCAGCUUUCCAGCACAGCAGGAACACCAGCCUUCAUGGCACCAGAGGCCAUUUCAGACACGGGCAAAAGUUUCAGUGGAAAGGCACUUGAUGUAUGGGCCAUGGGAAUUACCCUGUACUGCUUUGUUUAUGGGAAGUGUCCUUUUAUAGAUGAAUAUAUUCUGGGUCUUCAUAACAAGAUCAAGAGCAAGCCUGUGGAGUUCCCAGAAGAAUUACAGAUAAGUGAUGAGCUCAAGGAGCUGAUCUUACGCAUGCUUGAUAAAAAUCCAGAAACAAGGAUAACAGUCCCUGAAAUUAAGGUACAUCCAUGGCUAACCAAGGGUGGUGAGGAGCCUCUGCCCCUGGAAGAGGAGCACUGUACUGUGGUGGAGGUUACAGAGGAGGAAGUGAAGAACUCAGUGAAGACCAUCCCAAGUUUGCCUGCUGUGAUCCUAGUGAAGGCCAUGCUAAGAAAACGCUCCUUUGGAAAUCCAUUUGAAGUUCAGACCAGGCGGGAGGAGAGGUCCAUGUCUGCUCCAGGGAACCUGCUGAUGUGCUGUAGAAAUUCUCCCCCCUCAGCCUGUGUGACUUGUGCAGUAGUGACAGCAUUCUGCUCCAUCCUCCCUUCCUAUAGGAGCAAUUUUACUGCAGUAAUUCUCUGUAUGUGUGACACUAAUGUUUAUAUAUACUUUUCCAUUGCUACUAUUCAUCAUUCUUUUGUGUUUCCUUCUGAGAGGAAGGGAUGAAAGAAGCCUUGCUCGUGAGGCAUGGUCUUUUUUCAUUCAAGACUUGUUUCAGAAGUGAAGGCACAGCACAGCUGUGGUCCUUUGCAUCUGACAUGGCUUGAAGAAGCAGCCUCCAGCUAGAGGAACCUAAAAUGUCCUGAGGAGCUGGUCAGGCCCAGAAGGAAGUCCACAGUCCUCAGUUAACCUAAGGUUCACACACAGCCUCCCUCGGGUCAGCAGCGGUGCUUGCGGUUCAUAGAAAACCACUUCCAAGUGAUGGAAGGGGCCCUCUUUUGCUUAUGGUUUUCUGUAAACAAGCAGAAAUCCAAACUUCCCUGCAUCUCUUCUCCCUCACAGCUUGCCUGUGUUCUUGGAAGAGAGGAAUAGGACAUCAGCAGCCCAAAUGAGGGCAGAACUUUGGUGUUUAACAGUUGACUCAGUGGGCGCUGGGAAGGUGUGAAGCAUUUCCCAGGAGUGAGCAUGCUCUCAUUCAGCUCCCUGCAGGUUUUCCCACUCCUUUGCUGUUCUGUACCGCAGAUGUUUAGGCUGCAGGUGCUGUGUGCUCUUGAUGGACACACAAGCCCAUAUAAAUACUAAGAGGCUGUGAUAUUUUUGUGGUUGCUCUGGUUAGCAGCAGUGCAAUCUGGAUAAUAGUACAGUUUGGGCUUUACUUACACAUGGUUUAAGAAUGCAGCAGGAAUAGUCUUACUUCCUCAAAAGAGACAUUUAGUGGAGACUCACGUUCAGCCUCAGGCCUCACACAUGAGCCCUGGCUCCCAUGCAGAGCAUGAACUCCUCGAUCUCUGCUGCUAUGCAUACAGACUGAGUUUAGUGAACAUUCAUAGCACUGUGCGGACAUCGUGUCAGCUUCCUUUGUGCUGCACCCCUCCUAAGGCAAAAGCUGCUUGGGGUGGCAGUGAGCAUUGGGUGCAGGACAGGCAGGGAGCCAUACUGUGCUGAGCAGGGAGCUCAGGGUGGUGCAGUGUUUAAGGAGGGGGACGAUAAGCAGUGAAGAAGGGGCUGCUUUUGGACUCCUUGUAAACAGUCCAUGCUCAGAGUUCAGGGUCGGGUUUGUCACAGAUGCAGAAUUUUGAUGAUUUCUUUGUUUGUUUUUAUUUUGGAGGGUGAAGCAGAGUGAAAAAGCACUGAAAAAUGUCGCAGGGCUAUCCAGGGAAGUGUAAAACUGCAAAGUCACAUAGCACUGCAGCGCACUGAGCUGGGAUAUCCCUAGUCUGUCUACAUGGUACCAGCACAGCAGGCUGGUUUGUUGCUAUUCCCUCUUACUGUUUAACACUAUUGACCCAGGUUGCCUGUUGGAAAAAACACAGCUUGCUUGAUUUUUUUUUUUUUUUUUUUUUUUUUUUUUGCAUACUUACCUCUAAUCUCUCUGUUUCUGUGCUGUUCAUGUAGAAAACAAGGGAGCAGAGAAGGAGGCAGGGACUCAGAGCUGCCUGAUGUGUGUGAAGAUGAAGCUACAUCCUGAAGCCACGUGGCUGUUGCAGGCUGGUUGCUCACGUGCUGCUGCUGCUGUACCCAUCGUGGUGUUUGGCACACAUCUGCUCACAUCGCAAAGUCCAGGGCCUGCAAAGCAAAAAGCAAAACGGACCAACCUAGCAAACUGAAAAGGAGGAAAAGAGCAGCAAUAAAGAAACGAGCGAGCCUCAGCUGGCAGAGGGCUGGCUUGGCCUCUUGGGCAGCUGUGUUCCUCAUGCGAGGUGUCCGUGUGCUCCUGUGUGUGCCUUGCUCUCCACUUGUGCUUCACGUGUGAGCUUUGUAGUUGGGUGUCUUGACCAAUGAAUGUUUUUCUUUGCAAUGCAACAAACCAAACGUUGUCUCGUGGGUCGUUCACCCUGGAGACCUUUUUCUUGCUUUUUUUUUUUCAUCCUCUGUUUCAAAGAUCAGGAAAAAAAACCCGACAUCAAAGCGAGGUCUUCUAUCAGAGAGCAACUCUUACUGCACUCAUAAAGCAUUCUGUGUACCAGGACACAGUCCUGUUCAGUUGGUGAUAACAUGUCUAUGGAUAGCAGUUACAGAAGGCUGAGAUCUUCCUUUUGGUGUUUACACUGUCACUCUCUAUGCCUUUUUUUCCCUCCUCCUCUUGACCCUUAAUGUAAACCCUGCCAGCAUUGAUAGCUUUGUUCAUGGCAGUGUUGUAAACUAUAACAACUACAUGAUAUUUCCUGUAUGUGCAAUGAGCCUUUGGAUGCCACAGGGCUGAACCACCAGGACACACUGUUACACGUGAAGGCUUAGUGCACAGGAGACAUCUGCUGAUGAACUCUUCCCAAGGAGCUGUGAUUUCAUUCCAUCACCUGCUCCCAGUCCUGUGCACAUGGGUGUCGUUGUGAAGUGUAAAAAGAAGUGACAGGUUUGGCAUUUAUCCCAUUUAAGGGUGAUGUCCUUUCACACACAUCUCUUAGCUCCUUUAAAAUGUGUGCCUGAUGCUUUUCAACUCCGAUUUCCUGGUAAAUGACCCAAAAUGGGAGAGCUCUUGAGGAUGGGAAACAUUAUGGAAGGGGUUUAAAGCUAAGGAAGGUUACAGAACACAAAUGGGAUAAAAAUGAAAACUUGAUCUGUUGUUGCUUAAGACCAUAGUUUUUAAUUUUAAGACUGUAAUUUUAUGCACGUGCUGAUGCUGCUGAUGGCAAUCCAUAGAUUGCUUCCAAACUUGGGAUUAGAAGCUUCAUCUCUACGUUUGGCAACAGGUGAGAAUCUGCACUCGAGGAGCAGAUGCACUCCUUUCAUCGGCUGCUGCCUGCACAGGCUGUGUGUAAUCAGGAAUUUCGCUCUUGCACGCCGAGAGUAAAAGCCAGUGACAUCAAUCCAUCACAGUGCACGCCGGUGUUUUCCUUUGAGCUGUCGGGGGUCUAAGCAUGCCUCCAGAAGGUCGACAGACUGAAUUCUUGUACUUAAAGGACACGAUUCAAUUUGGUUCCUUACUGACUUUUUUAGGUUAACCAUGAGGGCUUGGGGCUUGAGUCCCUCUGAUUCUUUUGUGCCAGGGGAUAUGCAUACAAGGAUGAUUAAUAGCAACUGGUAUACUAAUUUUCCCAUUCUGUUCACUGUAGAUUAGUUUGGUUCCUAACGAUUUUGUAGCUUGGCUUUGCUUCCAGUGCCUUCUGCUUGCCAGCCCCUGCCUGCCACCUCUUCACCCUCCCCUCUGCUCGUCUCCAGCUGCCUCGCAGUGCUGGUGGGAACCCAGAGGCAGUCUGCAGCCUGGGCUGUGCCCCGCGUCCUGCCUGUAAAUACUGGCCAAGGCUCGUGGCUUGGGGUGUAUUCUUGGAGUUAAGGUAUUUUGUCAAGGAGACCUUCCAUUUUUAAAUCAGGGAGCAGGAUUAUAUCCUGUAAAUGUUAACCGCUCUGGGGCUGUAUUCUGCAUCACUUGCACGCAGGUGUUCUAGCAAGCCUGCAUUUGUCCCUCUGCAUGCACCUGCAGUGCACUCAGCAUCCCCCGAGGGCUGUGACUGUGCUUCAGCCUAGCACUGUGAUCCAUCCCUGCGCAGUGGAGCACUUGAACGUGUGCCAGAGCCAUGUUGACUCAUGAUGAAGAUUUAAACGCUGCAAUAGGGAAGGAAAACCAAGGUGGAACCUUAGCGAGUCUGAGAGCACGCUGGGGCUCUGCGAACGCAGAAGGACGUGUUGGGACAAACUGCACAGGGGGGGUGGUUGUGCAUGGAAUGUCUGCACACAGCUGGCCACGUUUGGGGCAAAUGAGUCUUCAGUGGGUCAGAGCGUGAGGGCACCAUCAUUGGGUCCUGCUGAGCAGCCUCAGGGGAAAGGCAGCAGCAGUGGGCAGAAAGAAGUCCCUAAGGCUGGCCACAAAGGCAGGGGGAUAAGGAGAGUGGGAGAAGAGAGCAGCUGUAAUCCUUGUCAGCUUGGGUCUGCUGAGGUCUGAGCAACGCUUGGGUGGUGCUCACAGAGCUGUAAGGCCACAAAUGAGGUUUUAUUUAUUGUGCUUUUUAACAGAUGGUAGGGGGGAGAAGUUUGCUAACGCAGGUGGUUGUUGGGUUACUCUAAAAAUGUGCAGCUGGGGGAAUUAAUGGGGGUGAGGUGGCUGGGAAGCUGCUCAACUAAUGAGACCAAGCAAAUAAUUACAGCUUUAUCUCUAGUAACUGGUAACUAGAGCACUGCUGUAGUUUUGGAGAAUUGAGGAGAGUGGGUAUUUGUUGUGAUUAUCCCAAAGUCUGCUUUGGAAAAUUGCCUUUUUUGGCAAGAGAAAUCCUUCUGGAGCUGUUUCUGCAGGUCCAGGGAACAGAAAGUAUCACAGAGCUGAGCUUUUGUCAGACCUUGUUUCUCUAGCCAACCUGCCAGCUUUGUGGGUUUGCCCUUCUAUCUCCAGAAACUGCACAUGUCAAAAUGUGGGAGCAGCACAAGCAGCAAGCACUGCUGGAGUUGAUCCAGGAGCUCUGUGUGACUUCUGCAGGAAUGCUUCGUUCACUGAGCUGCAGUGAAACUCUUGCUCGUUUUUACGUGUGUCAGGGCAGCUAGGAGCAUUGCUGCUCGUACUGUGAAGUAAAGGAUUCAAGAGAGAAUCUGCUCGUGACAAACGCCCCUGGCAAGGCAGCCCUUUUGUUCACUCUAGAAAGUCGUUAGCUGGAUGUCCAAAUAUUUGCCUGUGUCCUCGCUGUGAGCACGGGAUGGGAUUUGGGGUGGCAGGGCUGCUGGCAGUGAGUGGGUGCUGUGGGCACUCGUGGAUGCUUUAGUGUUUCCUCUGCCCGAACCCUGCUGGCGGUGCUGCUCUGCUAACGGGUGCCUGACGGCUGUGCUGUGCAGAGGGCUCCUCCUGACGGCAGGCUGCUCUGGUCAGCCUUUAAGCUUGGGGAUGGGCCCAGCACGGGAAGCUUUGAUGGCAGUUUCUCAUUUGGAGCAUCUCUCUGAUCUCCAGGGGGUCGUUUGUUCCUCUCGCUCCGUUAACAGCUGCAGCUCUGCAGUUUGGGGGGCAGUCAAUCACAGGACAGGAUCACUGAGGUUGGGAAAGAUCUCCAAGGUCAUCCCGUUCACCUACCACCAAUAUUCCCCACCAAACCGCGUCCCUCGGUAGCACAGCUAAAUGUUUCUUGAACACCUCCAGGGGCGGUGCCUCCCCACCUCCCUGCACAGCCCAUUCCAGAGAGAAAUUAUUCCUGCUGUCCAACCUGAAUCUCCCCUGGUGUAACCUGCGGCCGUUCCUCCUGCUGGCAGCUCUGUGCUGAUACACGCCAGGAUGCUGUUGGCCUUCUUGGCUACCUGAGCAUGCUGUGCUAAGUAAAAAUCCUCAUUUAAUAUCUCCUGGCUGGUAUGAAGGAAUGCUACAGUGUGUGCCUGACAUAUUGGCAGGAAAACAUUGCUGUGAAUGCCACACUUGCAAAUAGAUGAGCUUUGCAGCUAUUUAAUGACACGUCACAGCAGAUCUACGUAGAUAACAACUCACAGCACUUAAGAAGCUGCCUCAGCCAGCCGUGUGUGUGUGUGCUGUCCCUGCUCUUGCACAGUGAUUUCCAGUGGUGCAGCUCCAGGAAUCGGAUGUUCCUUCACUGUUCUCACAGUCACGUUGCUGCCUGCUUGUGCUGCUGUUCUGCAGUGAGAUGGACCUGGCCUGGGAGAGGGAAAGCUCUGCCUGCGGGUUGUGUCUGAACGAGGGAGGGAUGUGCAGAGGACAGAGGGCUGCAGAGCUGUGGAGCCCUGCCAAGAGCAGGAGCACACUGUUGUCUGGGCUCUGGGGACAGGAGGCAUCAAAACCUGAUGUGUAGGUGUAACUUAGUUUGGGUUCUCAAAUUCUCCCCCUUACCAGGGCUGAGCAAAGCAGUGAAAGGGAUUUCUUUGCUGGCCCUGUAGGCCACAUGCUGAGCAGCACGCUGGGUGCUCUGAAAAACCAUCAGCUCAAGAAAAAAAAGAAAAGCUAUGACUUUUCAGGAUAUAAUUCUCAUCCUGCGUGCCGUAACCUUGCUGCUGUUACCUGAUUUCCACCUGUUGUUAGUGUUUAAGUCUCUUGUUCUGCUCGGUGUGAAGUAUGACAGUGUGUGCUCUGACUCCAGCAUGAUGUAUGUGCACUCAGUACAGUAAUGGCACGUGGCCGUUACUCUGUAAAUAUGUACCAUGAAUAGAGAGGCUAUUUUUUGCAUGCUUUUGUACUCUAGAACCAAAAAGAAAAUGACAAUAAAGUCCACAGAAAUGAA